This is a messenger RNA of Argiope bruennichi, 1070 nucleotides long. RefSeq names its product juvenile hormone acid O-methyltransferase-like. The record is from RefSeq and is a predicted model, not a curated record. The transcript is spliced from 5 exons. The coding region runs from base 66 to 887 and encodes 273 amino acids. Lineage: Eukaryota; Metazoa; Arthropoda; Arachnida; Araneae; Araneidae.
UAUUAUUAGACAAAGAUAAUUUUUUAACUGUCAUCAGUUGGAAAAUCUUGUGGAAUACGAAUAAAAUGAGCUUAAAACUUCACCCCAAGGAUUAUACACAGUGGCAUUCCCCUAUAGAAACUGUAAUUGAUUUCUUCAAGGGUAAAUUGACAGAGUUAGGCUUGAACAAAAGCGAUAGAAAUGAGAUCGUCAUGGAUGUCGGCUGUGGACCUGGUGGAACUACAAAAGAAGUCAUCCUGCCUUUCUUUUCCAAAGCAGAAAAAAUAAUCGCAUUGGACGCAAUGCCUGAUAUGAUAGAUAUCGCAAGACAAAAGAAUGCCCAUCCUCAAAUUGAAUAUGUAGUGGCUGAUAUUACAGAAUGGUCUACUGUUGAGCAGUGGGAAGCGAAAAUAACUAAAGUGGUAUCCAUUCAUUGUUUCCAUUGGGUGAGAAACCAGAAACCUGGAUUUCAGAACAUUUAUAGGCUCCUUGUUUCUGGCGGAGAAGCGGCAUUUUUCUUUGUAUUAGAGGCAACAUUCUAUGAAGCAACUGAGGAAUUGCAAAAUAGUUCGAAGUGGGGUCAGUAUCUCAAAGGUCAUGAUAAUAGAAUUCCAGAUUCACAUCACUAUAAAUAUGAUGCCUCUUAUUACAAGAAAUUAAUGGAAGAAAUAGGAUUUGAAGUUCUACAUUGUGAGAAAGAAGAGAAAAGGGAUGUAUAUCCUGAUGAUGAAAGUUAUAAAAAUUUCUUCUCUUCUAUCUGUGUUUUAUUACCUUAUAUUCCGCAGGAACACAAAGAAGACUUCAAGAACGAAAUAGUGAAACAUGCGAUUGAGAGAAAUGGGCGCACCAAUACGGGUCUCCCAUUUCAUUAUGGCAAAAUACUCGAGUUGGUUGUUAGGAAAAAAUGAUUCUCGUUAUUGUGAUUUUUAAUUAAUGUUUUCUCAUAGUUUUAAUGUUUUGACCCAUCGGGCUCGCUUAAAUAACCACUUGUUUUUGAGAAUGUCAUAUUUAUUCAAAGGAAUUUUGUAUUUAAAAAACUGAAUUCAUUUUGUAUUUUUAAAAAAUUUAAUGCAUUUUUAUUAUGUAAUAAA